UCAUGCUGCUGCCAGGUCCAGAGUCUCUCAUGGGUCCCUGUACGGCCUCCCAUUGCUGCUGUCUCCAUCGCCACACUCUGCCAUGUGCCACUUUCAGGUCUCCUCACACUCCUGCUGUUUUCCAUUUUGUCAUAGGUUGCUGGCAGAUUACAGGCCUCCCAUAGGUGCUGUCAGGCCCCAAAUCUGCCAUGGGCCCCCGUACCGCCUCGUCACGCUGCUGCUGGGUCCACAGUGUGACAUGGGUCCCUGUACCGCCUCCCAUUGCUCCCACUCUGCCAUGAGCCACUUUGAGGUCUCCUCACACUCCUGCUGGUUUCCAUUUUGU
This is a messenger RNA of Staurois parvus, 325 nucleotides long. Lineage: Eukaryota; Metazoa; Chordata; Amphibia; Anura; Ranidae. The record is from the annotation of a GenBank genome assembly.